Molecule: messenger RNA, 804 nt
Organism: Cotesia congregata
Lineage: Eukaryota; Metazoa; Arthropoda; Insecta; Hymenoptera; Braconidae
Source: the annotation of a GenBank genome assembly
AUGUUGCUCUCGACUAAAUUUGAUCUUUUUAUCAUAGGCGGAGACUUCAACGCCCGGCUGGGAACCCUCAACACAGUCUCACCUGAAGCUGCAGCCGGUUCUCGUGUCACGCUCAUAAGACACUCAAUGGACACGAAGAUUACCCAGAGAGGUACUGUCCUAAACGAUUUCAUGGAGGAGCAUGGAUUUGUACUCCUGAAUGGCAGAUGUCAUCCGGACAUCCCUAGCAGACACACUUUCUUUGGAGCCCAGGGUCUAAGUGUUGUAGAGUUGGUGUGGGUAAAUGCCUCAAGCCUGGAUCUUAUUUCUGAAUUCAGAGUUGAUCAAAGUUCUUACAGAUCAGACCAUUACCCCAUCACAGUCAAGAUAGCCACAGGCACGCAUGGGCCACGCACGGCGUCUCCUCCAACCGCUCGACGUACAGUUUCCCGCCUAAAAUGGGACCAGAGUGCGGCUCCGACGUUCCAACACGCAAUGAGGUGGUCACCACUAGCUAUGUUCGUCAACAAGGACAUGAGUGCUAACUCCUUGAACGCGAAUCUCGUGAAGGCGAUCCAACUGGGUGCUGAGUCUUCGGAGUUAAUCUCAACCAGCUCCAACGCACGUAAACCACUAACUCACAAGCCUUGGUUUGAUGUUGACUGCCGGUCUGCAAAACGCCAACUAAUGGAACUGCACAGCAUCUGCAGAAGCCACAACUUCUCCUAUCCCUCUAACAAUGGCAAAUUUCUCCAGCUAAGAGCCUCCUAUCAAAAACUUGUAAGUGAUAAGAAAAAAAAACUACAGGAAAAAAGUUGCAAAUGA